Messenger RNA from Linepithema humile (Argentine ant), 4983 nucleotides. It is a transcript of the gene Bre1, whose product is annotated as E3 ubiquitin-protein ligase Bre1. Gene Ontology annotation, molecular function: ubiquitin protein ligase activity; metal ion binding. NCBI's taxonomy places the organism in Eukaryota, Metazoa, Arthropoda, Insecta, Hymenoptera, Formicidae. Gene Ontology annotation, cellular component: HULC complex; nucleus. The record is from RefSeq and is a predicted model, not a curated record.
UCCAUGAGAUCGCGUAAGAUGCAGAUAUCCGCAGGAAUUGAUCUAGUACGUAAAUCUCGGCUCGUCGAAGAAUGACGCGAGGAUAAGCUGCAGGAGGCGAGGAACGUGCUAUCGUGGAAGGCGGCCGGAGGAAAUUAAUCAAGUACCAAAAGGACACAACUGCAUGCAAAGAUGUCUAAACGACCUGCGGAUUCCAGUGGGGACUCUGGUUCCCAACCACCUAUCAAGAAAGUACAGUUUGAGCCGAUUUUGAUCGGGCCAAUAUCCACUCUCGAGGAAAUGGACAUGAAGGUUUUGCAGUUUCAGAACAAGAAAUUGGCUCAGAGAUUAGAACAAAGGCAUAGAAUGGAAGCUGAGCUAAGACAACGUAUUGAGCAAUUAGAAAAACGCCAAAUGCAGGAUGAUGCGGUACUUAAUGUAGUCAAUCGAUACUGGAAUCAACUCAACGAAGACAUACGUGUACUAUUACAGAGAUUUGAUGCUGAAACUGCUGAUGAAUCUGAAAAUAAAAAUGAGAGUGAAGCUACAACAUCAUUUCUUAUGCAAUUAUCUUCUUGGGACAAAGAAGAGUUAGAUGACAAAUUAGCGAAUCGUGUACAAGUGUCGAAGCGAGCAGUGUCUAAAGUAGUACAAGCAUUUGAUCGUUUGUCUCAAAGAAAUGAGAAGAUCACUCUUGCACUCAAAGGAGAGUUUGAUGGCGAGGAAGCGCCAAACAUCGAUGAAGUCGUACGUCGUGCCAACGCGGAAAUACAAAUGGAAAAUAGAAAUCUGCAAGCGAUAAAUAUACAAUUACAUGAAAAAUAUCACACUAUUUCAUUGAAGAUGUCAGAGCUGCAAGACACCAUAACGGGAAAAGACACUCUUGCCGCAGAAUUGCGAAAUCAAGUAGAUGAUUUACAAUACGAACUGAACAAAGUACGAGCGAGAAACGAUAAAUUGGAACACCAUCUUGGAGAAGCGAUCGAAAAGUUGAAAGCGUUCCAACAAAUUCAUGGAGCGGACGAUAAAGGCAGCAACAAACCGAACACUUUGGUUACUUCCAGUGUUUCGCAGACUAAACUUGACGAUUUACAAAGAGAACUUGAAGAGACACGUGAAUUGGCUAACAAUAGAUUGCAAGAAUUAGAUAAAUUACAUCAACAACAUCGUGACACUUUGAAAGAGGUGGAGAAGUUGAAAAUGGAUAUAAGACAACUUCCUGAAUCGGUAAUCGUAGAAACAACGGAAUACAAAUGUCUGCAGUCGCAAUUUUCAGUAUUAUACAAUGAAUCUAUGCAAUUAAAAACACAAUUGGACGAUGCUCGUCAACAAUUGCAGUCGAGCAAGAAUGCACAUUUACGUCACAUUGAGAUGAUGGAGAGCGAAGAAUUAAUGGCACAGAAAAAAUUGCGUGGAGAGUGUAUACAGCUCGAAGACGUCUUGGCACAAUUGCGCAAGGAAUAUGAAAUGCUUCGCAUUGAGUUUGAACAGAACUUGGCAGCUAAUGAACAAACAGGUCCGAUCAAUCGAGAAAUGCGUCACCUGAUUACCUCUCUUCAGAAUCACAAUCAACAAUUGAAAGGAGAAGUGCACCGUUACAAGCGAAAAUACAAGGAAGCUUCCACUGAAAUACCUCGCUUAAAGAAGGAAGUAGAAGAAUUAACAGCAAAAUUAGGGCAGCAAACGUCUCAAGAAAACAAAGAAGGGAAUAAUUCAGAUGGCAGUGGAAAAGAAGAGGAUGCGUCAAACUCCUUACCAGGUUCUACACAGAUAAAAGAAGAAAGUGGUGUUACGAUCAAGAGAGAAUCUGGUGCUGAUGAAGAAGUGGAAACUAUCGAGGUGGGCGAGGGCGAUGGUAACAAAGGGACACCAGAUUCUUCGACGUUAACUUCGCCGACUUUGAAGAAAGAGAAGGACAUCAAACGUGAAAAGGAUAUCAAGAAAGAAUCUGUGAAAACCGAACACCGUGAUCCUGCACAUCGCGCCAAAGAUGCAAAGAUGGUGGAAUCCGAGCUUGUGAGGGAUUUGAAGGCACAACUUAAAAAGGCUGUGAAUGAGAUGAAAGAUAUGAAACUUCUCUUAGACAUGUACAAAGGCGUUGGAAAGGAGCAACGAGACAAAGUACAGUUAAUGGCUGCGGAGCGCAAAACAAGAGCAGAGCUCGAAGAUUUACGACAGCAAGUGAAAAAAAUUCAAGAAAGUAAACGUGAGGAACGUAAAAAAUUAGCCGAUGAAGACGCACAGAUAAAAAUUAAGAAACUGGAAGAGCAGACAUACACAUUGCAACGUCAAGUUGCUUGUCAAAAACAGAAUGUUAUGUGGCUGCAGGAGGAGGAAGCUCUUCUGAACGAGAUGGAAGUAACCGGGCAAGCGUUCGAGGAUAUGCAGGAGCAGAAUUCUAGGUUGAUACAGCAGCUACGCGAGAAGGACGAUGCGAAUUUCAAACUCAUGACGGAGCGGAUCAAAAGCAAUCAACUGCACAAGCUCGCGAGGGAGGAGAAAGACGUGCUGAAGGAGCAGGUGUCCACGCUGACGACGCAGGUGGAGGCGGCCAAUGUCGUCGUGCGAAAGUUGGAGGAGAAGGAGCGUCUCUUACAAAACUCCCUUGCCACGGUGGAAAAGGAACUAGCUCUGAGGCAGCAGGCGAUGGAGAUGCACAAACGGAAGGCAAUAGAGAGUGCGCAAUCGGCCGCCGAUCUCAAACUUCAUCUCGAGAAGUAUCAUUCCCAAAUGAAAGAAGCGCAACAAGUUGUAGCGGAGAAGACAAGUUCCUUGGAAGCUGAAGCGUAUAAGACUAAAAGAUUACAGGAGGAGAUAGCGCAACUCAGACGCAAGGUCGAACGUAUGAAGAAGAUCGAGCUCGCCGAGACGCUGGACGAAGUGAUGGCGGAGGAGUUGCGAGAGUACAAGGAGACUUUGACGUGUCCGUCUUGCAAGGUGAAGCGUAAAGAUGCUGUACUCACAAAGUGCUUCCACGUGUUCUGCUGGGACUGCUUACGUACACGUUACGAGACGCGACAGCGGAAAUGUCCAAAGUGCAACUGCGCCUUCGGCGCCAAUGACUACCACCGACUGUACCUGUCCACAUGAAGAAGAAGGUGCUGAUUCGCUGGAAAGUACGCCGCGGUGUAGGGUAACGUUUUGUAAUGUGUUACGCAUUUUUCUCUCUUUUUUUUUUUAUAUACCUUUUUAUUUAUUACUUUGACUUUUGGGGGACGUCCACAAUUGAAUGCGUCGAUGUGCGACGACAAAUCACGUAUUUUGCUAGGUUUCUUAUUAAAGUCAUAUUGCAUGAGGAAAACAGCGUAAGUCGUAGAAUUCAAGUAUUAAAAAUCUAACGCUUCUCAAUCUGAGGAUAAACAAUCCGCAUCUUAAUUUUAUUGCUUACGUUUUCUUUUUCAUGCGUUACGGACGUUGUCGACUGACAAAAAUUAGCGAUAUAGAAGUACAUAAACAGAGAAUGUGUAUAGGUGUAUUAUGCGUGUGUAUAUUACGCGUGAGAAGAGACUGCAUUUUUUUUAGGUCAAUGCGAACUAAAGCUUUUAGUUUUUUUGCGAGAUGAAAAACAGAUUACUGUAUUACGCUUUGAUCUCGUUUCACAAGUAAAUCUUGAGAGGAUCUCGCGAGAUUGUCUAAGGCUGCAUAUAGUACGAAUGAUAAUCUAGAUCAAUGAUUUCCAAAAUGAGUAUUAUCCUUUGAUAUUUCCAAUUUUUUAACACCAUCUUUUAUAAGAGCAAAAAUAAGAUCUAUAAAAGAAGAAAUGGGUUUGUGGAAUCAAAGGAUUGAUAGUCGCUGAAAAAGUUUGGAAGUCAUUUAUCAAUAAUCGCGUUCAGUGGAUACAAUUGUACAAAUUGAAUCUGAUUGACUGCUACACACGUCAGUCGGACUCAAUUUAAAAAUUAUGUAAUAAUCGGAUCUAUUGAACGCGACCAUCGUUCGGCGGAACAACUUCGGUGGAACAGUUAUUCUGGAGGUCUUGUGAUAAGCUAGAAGUUUCACAUUCAAAUUAUGCGCGCUGAAAAGUCUCGAAAAAGUAAUUUAAUUCAUUUCAAGAUUAAAGUUCGGGAUCUACGAUUGGCAAUUCGUAUGAUCAUGUUUAUAAUAAAUAAUUUAACCAGAAUGUGAUUGGAAUUCGUUUUGUCUAUUGUGUAUACGAGACAGAACAACUCAUUCAUAAUGCUGUUGUUCUGUGCAAAAAAAUUACUCGAUAUUACUCAAUGACAAAGGAAUUUGAUUAUAAAUCAUGAAUAAGUUCUUUAAGAUUUUCAACGAAACUUGCUGAUUGAACUUGAAACCGAAUAAAAUCAGAGAAAUGAAAUCCCAAAACUGUAUAUUUUAAUUAAGAACUGUAAGAACUAUAUUUUUAGAAGUAAGAAAUUAACAAAAAGUAGUUAAUGUUCAAAAAUUCCCGUAAUAUAUUUAUAAAUAAAUCGUGCAAAGUUCCUGUAGUCCCCUUCAUCUCUUUUAAAAGUAGACGCGUGAACAUUUCUGCCAGGAUUAAACAUCUUAGAAAUUCUUCUGCGAUAAAUUCUCACCGUAUUAAGCACUGCAAUUUAGUUGGAUUUUCUCAAUCGAGUCAAAUCUUCGCCUUUUCAUCCUGCGAAAGAUACAAAUUGCGAGAAAUCACAUCAGGCGAACAGGCAAAGAUACAGUUGAAAGGAUUCAGGCGAAAUUGCGAUGUUAACGCGAAAGAAUGUUCAAGAUUUUUUUCAAUUCUGACAGAAAUACCGGAAUUGGGAAUUACUUUGUGGGAAAUGAAAGUGACUAGGACUUUGAGUAAAUCUAUUUUUUUUUUAUUAUAUAAAUAUGUUUCGAGAAUUUCUUGAUAUUAUAUCAUAUAUGCAUUAACUGAAUUAAAUACUGAUUGCAGAGCGCAUCACGUCACACUAAAUCGUAUUUCAUUAAAUCGAAAUAACAUAAUACAUUUAUAAUUCAAAUUCACUCGUUAAAUAGUUAAACUGUAUUAAUUCAUUGUAUUGUAAUAUAAAUAAUUUUUGAAAUUUU